This is a messenger RNA of Galdieria sulphuraria, 1153 nucleotides long. RefSeq lists its product as uncharacterized. The record is from RefSeq and is a predicted model, not a curated record. Bases 51 to 1043 code for a protein of 330 amino acids. The transcript has 4 exons. Gene Ontology annotation, molecular function: metal ion binding; protein binding. NCBI's taxonomy places the organism in Eukaryota, Rhodophyta, Bangiophyceae, Galdieriales, Galdieriaceae.
CAUUGCAUUUGAAAAAUUUUGGCGCUUGAGAAACCGUUGUCUCUCUUUUCAUGUCCAUAGAAUACACGAGUAUAAGAAAUGUUGCAGUUCAACUUCGUUCAUUAUCUGCAGACACCGAAAACCAACCUAUCAUAGCUAGGGAAGAAGGUUGCAUGGCAGCUUUAGUUGGAUUCAUCGAAGGCAACGAUUCCGAGAUCGUUAGAAUAGCUGUAGAAGCAAUAUUGGAUCUGACUAGUCACCCAGAUAAUGCAGAAGUGAUGAAAUCAGAAAGGGGACUAGUAUCAGCAUUGAAAGCUCUAGUUACCGACUUUGAUAGAGCGGAUAUUGGUACUAGGCAAUCAGCACAUGCUUGUUUGGUUAAUCUUUUGGUCCGAAAUUCCAAAGAGAGUCAGGCAUUUAUCGCAGAAGAGUUGGCAUCAUUGGCCAAUAAAGGUGGAUUAGGAGGAAAGGAAGCGUUUGACUCAUCUCUCUCAACCGUUUUGAAGCCCAAGGCUCAAAAUUGUCUUUCAGAACAAAACCACGCUGACCUUGUAGAUGUUCCUUUUCUUCCUCAAACACUAACCAUUCGACUUUAUGUUCGAAAUGUUAGUGAUGAAGAUGUACAGUACAGAGUAGAGCGUCUGUUGGUAAUGACACGUGGAGUCGUAUCAGUAUCCUUUGAAAUUGGAACGGAGACUGUCAUUGUAAGGUCCAGAAUUGCUGCAGAAUAUGUUCGUAAAGCCAUUGAAUUGCGUGGUGGGUUUCCCGCAGAGAUAAUAGACGAAGAAGUAUAUAUUGAGAAAGAGAAUAAUCAACUUCGUUCGAAUGAGGCUCUUUAUAUUUCGAGUGAUGGACCCAAAUAUUUGGAUGAGAUGCCUAGUCGUUCUCGUCUUUCUUGGAGUUGGCAACGUGGAGACAAAAUAAUUGUACCUGGUAACGGCGGUGUUACUUUGGCAGAAAGAUUAGAAGCACAAAGGAAAGAAGAAGCCAAAAAGAGAGCUAGAGCAACUCGUCUCGUGAAUCGAAUUGGAAAGAGUUUUGUCUCUGGUUUUGGAUUUUGGUAGUCACGAGUACAUUAUUUUGUAUCAUUUUUAUCCAUUUGAUUUCAUUUUCUUUCACUGACUUUGAGUCCAUUGAAGUAUAAAGCAAAAGACACCUUAUCAGACAUUGUCUU